Messenger RNA from Lactuca virosa, 447 nucleotides. The record is from the annotation of a GenBank genome assembly. NCBI's taxonomy places the organism in Eukaryota, Viridiplantae, Streptophyta, Magnoliopsida, Asterales, Asteraceae.
AUGGCCUCCUCCUCAUCCGUCUCCAACAGUAGUGCAUAUAUGUCAGCCAGGCAAGUUCGAAGAAGGUGCGAUUGUGAUGAACCAGUUGGCAGGUGGACUUCAUGGAAACCGAAGAACCCUGGAAGGAGAUUCCUUGGUUGCCCCAAAUACAAGUUGUUACACUGUGCAAAAUGUCGUCCAAUGCAAGAUAAGGAGAAGGAUUGCAAAUUCUUUGAAUGGAUAGAUCCUCCAUUACCAAACAACUGGUACAAACAGAUGAUCUAUGAUUUUCACAACCAAGGAAUUCAUGGAGUCAAUGAUGAAGAAUUUGAAGACUUUAUGGAUGAAGAUGUGGAAGAAGUAGUGCAACAGAUUCCUGUGCAAGUGGAAGGUGGAAUGGUUGUUAAGGGAUGGAAGAUUUGGUGUUUGGUUGGUUUAAUUGCAAUUGUUUGGCUUAUGUUCAUGUAA